Molecule: messenger RNA, 982 nt
Organism: Podarcis raffonei (Aeolian wall lizard)
Lineage: Eukaryota; Metazoa; Chordata; Lepidosauria; Squamata; Lacertidae
Gene: PSMA7
Product: proteasome 20S subunit alpha 7
Exons: 7
Coding region: 102-851 (249 amino acids)
Biological process (GO): ubiquitin-dependent protein catabolic process
Cellular component (GO): proteasome core complex, alpha-subunit complex; nucleus; proteasome core complex
Source: RefSeq, a predicted model, not a curated record
CGCGUGCGCGGCGAGGAAAGUGACGGUGCUCUUUUGAGGAGGAAGAGCGCCGGGAGGAGAGUUUCGGCGGCCGUUUCUGUUUCUCUCAGGCAGCGGCGGCCAUGAGCUACGACCGGGCUAUCACCGUCUUCUCCCCCGACGGGCACCUCUUCCAAGUCGAGUACGCCCAGGAGGCCGUGAAAAAGGGCUCCACGGCGGUUGGAGUACGAGGAAAAGAUAUUGUUGUUCUCGGCGUGGAGAAGAAAUCUGUGGCAAAACUUCAGGAUGAAAGAACUGUCCGAAAGAUCUGUGCCCUUGAUGACAAUGUCUGCAUGGCUUUUGCAGGGCUCACAGCAGAUGCCAGGAUAGUUAUAAAUAGAGCUCGGGUGGAAUGCCAAAGUCAUAGACUUACAGUGGAGGACCCUGUCACUGUGGAGUACAUUACACGGUAUAUUGCUAGCCUGAAGCAGCGGUACACCCAGAGCAAUGGCCGCAGGCCUUUCGGUAUUUCUGCCCUGAUUGUAGGAUUUGACUUUGAUGGAACUCCAAGGCUUUAUCAGACUGAUCCUUCUGGCACAUACCAUGCUUGGAAAGCUAAUGCAAUUGGCAGAGGAGCGAAGUCAGUGCGCGAAUUUUUGGAAAAAAACUAUACUGAUGAAGCCAUUGAAACAGAUGAUCUGACCAUUAAGCUUGUGAUUAAAGCACUUCUUGAAGUUGUACAGUCUGGUGGGAAAAAUAUUGAGCUGGCUGUUAUGAGAAGAAACCAGCCUCUUAAGAUCUUGAGCCCUGAUGAAAUUGAAAAGUAUGUUGCUGAAAUUGAAAAGGAGAAGGAAGAAAACGAGAAGAAGAAACAGAAGAAAACAACAACAUGAUGUGUGAAACUCAACUGCCUAGCCGUUUUUGGUUUUUAAAUCAAUCAUGAGUUUCUGUAUAGACAUGUAGGCAUUCCAUUUUCCUAUUCACUGUCAAGUGGCCUAUAAUAAACCACCUGUGUUUUUUUAAA